ACAUCGGACGGGAGCUCUCCCCGCGUGCAACCUUCUCCGAGAACGCGCCUGUUUUUAAAACCCUAGAAACCCCAUUUUGCAGGUUCAGCUGAGAGAGAGAGAGAGAGACGAGCACCAUUCUUCUCCGGCUCUCCUUCACAUUGGCCAUGAAAGAAACCGCUUCUUCAACUAUGGAGAGAGUUUGUUUGGGGUGCUUUGGCUGGUGCUUUUGGGGAAGGCAUGAUGCACCCAAUUGACACGGUAAAGACAAGGAUUCAGAGCCAGGCUAUAAUCACUAGGAGUCAGGGGCAAAAGAACAUAUUGCAGAUGAUCCGAGCUGUCUGGGCGUCCGAUGGUUUAAAAGGAUUUUAUCGAGGCAUCGCUCCAGGGGUAACUGGAUCACUCGCAACAGGAGCAACAUACUUUGGUGUUAUUGAAUCUACAAAGCAAUGGCUAGAGGUUGUGAACCCUAACUUAGGCGGGCAUUGGGCACACUUCAUUGCUGGAGCCAUUGGUACUGGUCUACGCUUGCAAGGGACGUACCUUUUGCUGGUCUUAUGGUUACCUUCUACGAAGCAUUUAAGAAUUUGGCUGAACAUGGUAAACAGCGAUUGCUACCUGGAAGCAAUGUACAUAUCAACAGUUCUGUUGAAGGACUGCUUUUAGGAGGAUUGGCUGGUGGUCUAAGUGCAUAUCUUACAACUCCCUUGGAUGUGAUAAAGACAAGGCUGCAAGUGCAGGGAUCUAACUUGAGGUACAAAUCCUGGUCGGAUGCCUUAAAUAACAUCUGGAAGGCUGAGGGUCUGAAUGGACUCUUCAAAGGCAGCGUCCCAAGAAUAAUGUGGUAUAUUCCAGCUUCUGCUCUCACAUUCAUGGCAGUCGAAUUUCUCCGCGAUAAUUUCAAUCAGAAGUCAGUCUCUCGCGUUCAUGAAAUCAGUAGCAUUUCAAUCGAGCCGAGCUCGAAAAUUCACAAAAAAAUUCACGAAAAAAUCCACGAAACUGCUCGGUGAAUACUGCAGACCUCUAGCUUCAUAGUACUGCUCUGUUUUUCAGCAGGCACGCUUCAAAAUUUUUUGUUCUAUUGAAGAUAUCAGUUAAAUGCAGUAGUUUGAGAUUUAUGAUUCUUCUCUUUGUAGAGUCUAAGCUGUAAGAAAUUUGCUGGAAUGACAUUCAACAUUUUAAACUUUUUAUG
Molecule: messenger RNA, 1171 nt
Organism: Phalaenopsis equestris
Lineage: Eukaryota; Viridiplantae; Streptophyta; Magnoliopsida; Asparagales; Orchidaceae
Product: mitochondrial substrate carrier family protein E
Source: RefSeq, a predicted model, not a curated record